Messenger RNA from Chelonia mydas (Green sea turtle), 3997 nucleotides. RefSeq names its product bromodomain containing 3 (gene BRD3). Gene Ontology annotation, biological process: chromatin remodeling; regulation of DNA-templated transcription. Lineage: Eukaryota; Metazoa; Chordata; Testudines; Cheloniidae. Bases 317 to 2521 code for a protein of 734 amino acids. Gene Ontology annotation, cellular component: nucleus; chromatin. The record is from RefSeq and is a predicted model, not a curated record. The transcript is spliced from 12 exons.
GAUGCUGGGACUUGUAGUCCUCAGGACUACCGCUGUCCUUUCCCAUGCUGGGUGCAAAAACUGCCUUCCCCACAUGGCCUUGCGCCUAGGCGCAUGAGCUCUCCAUAGCUUUAGCGCAUCUAUUAUGCUGCCUUGCUGGGGAUAAAAAGAAGAGCAACUGGAGGGACUAUAAGGCAAACGUUGCUGGAGCUGCCGGGGCAAAGUUGCAUGGUUGGUCCCUGGAAAUGGGAUGUCAAUCCCAUUCAGGGAGCAUAAAGGAAGACAGAGAAUCUCCUAGUUGCUGCUGCGACAGCAAGUGAGACCCAGAGGUAGGAAAAUGUCGACUGUCACAUCAGCGAUACAGGCUCCACAGGGCCCUGUCAAUCCACCCCCCCCAGAAGUCACCAACCCCAACAAGCCUGGGCGGAAGACCAACCAGUUGCAGUACAUGCAAAAUGUUGUGGUGAAGACCUUGUGGAAGCAUCAGUUUGCUUGGCCCUUCUACCAACCCGUCGAUGCAAUUAAAUUGAAUUUACCAGAUUAUCACAAAAUAAUCAAAAACCCGAUGGACAUGGGGACAAUUAAGAAGCGACUGGAACAUAACUAUUACUGGAGUGCCAGUGAAUGCAUGCAGGAUUUCAACACAAUGUUUACAAAUUGUUACAUUUACAACAAGCCCACGGAUGACAUCGUCCUCAUGGCGCAAGCCCUGGAGAAGAUUUUUCUGCAGAAAGUAGCCCAGAUGCCCCAGGAGGAAGUUGAGUUAUUACCACCGGUCCCUAAAGGCAAAGGUCGCAAGCCAGCAGCGGGCGCACAGAGCGCAGGAGCGCAGCAAGCAGCGGCCGUGUCCUCUGUCUCCCCGCCAGCCCCUUUCCAGAGCGUCCCUCCAGCUGUCUCCCAGACGCCCGUUAUCGCCGCCACGCCCGUGCCAACCAUCACCGCAAACGUCCCGCCUGUAACUGCGCCUCCUGCUGCCGCUGCCCCUCCUCCUGCUGCUCCGAUUAUGACCGUGGUUCCUCCCACGCCACCUGUCGUCAAGAAAAAGGGAGUGAAGCGAAAAGCAGACACGACCACGCCCACCACCUCGGCCAUCACUGCCAGCCGGAGCGAGUCGCCCACCCCGCUGUCAGACCCCAAGCAGGCGAAAGUCGUUGCUCGCCGAGAGAGCGGCGGCCGGCCAAUCAAGCCACCAAAGAAAGACCUCGAAGACGGGGAGGUCCCCCAGCACGCGGGGAAGAAGGGCAAACUUUCUGAGCACCUCAAGUACUGUGACAGCAUCCUGAAGGAGAUGCUCUCUAAGAAACACGCGGCCUAUGCAUGGCCCUUUUACAAGCCUGUCGAUGCCGAGGCCUUGGAAUUACAUGACUAUCAUGAUAUUAUCAAACACCCCAUGGAUCUCAGUACUGUGAAAAAAAAAAUGGACAGCCGGGAAUACCAGGACGCACAAGGUUUUGCAGCGGAUAUUCGGUUAAUGUUCUCUAAUUGUUACAAGUACAAUCCCCCAGACCACGAAGUUGUAGCCAUGGCCAGGAAACUCCAGGACGUCUUCGAGAUGAGAUUUGCAAAGAUGCCGGACGAGCCCGUGGAGCCCCCUCCCCCACCUCCUCCGACGGCGCCGGUCGUCAGUAAAAGCACGGAAAGCAGCCACAGCAGCGAGGAGAGUUCGUCUGACUCGGACAGCUCCGACUCUGAAGAAGAGCGAGCGACCAGGCUGGCCGAGCUCCAGGAGCAGCUGAAGGCCGUCCAUGAGCAGCUAGCUGCUUUGUCGCAAGCGCCCGUGAACAAACCAAAGAAAAAAAAAGAGAAGAAGGAAAAAGAGAAGAAAAAGAAAGACAAGGAGAAAGAGAAAGAAAAAGAGAAGCACAAAGUGAAAGCCGAGGAGGAGAAGAAACCCAAGGUGGCCCAACCAGCCAAACAGACCCAGCAGAAGAAAGCACCAGCUAAAAAAGCAAACAGCACGACCACAGCUAACAGGCAGCCUAAAAAAGGAGGCAAGCAGGCAUCUGCACCCUACGACUCUGAGGAGGAGGAGGAGGGCUUGCCCAUGACCUAUGACGAGAAGCGGCAGCUCAGCUUGGACAUCAACCGCCUGCCGGGGGAAAAGCUGGGCCGGGUAGUGCACAUCAUCCAAUCCCGGGAACCUUCCCUCAGGGACUCCAACCCCGAUGAGAUAGAAAUAGAUUUUGAAACCUUGAAGCCCACCACUUUACGAGAACUGGAGAGAUACGUCAAGUCUUGUUUACAGAAAAAACAAAGGAAACCAUUUUUCUCAGAAAUUGUGCGUUCCUCCUCCACAGCUGCAAGUGGGAAAAAGCAAGCAGCAAAAUCUAAAGAAGAGUUAGCUCAGGAAAAGAAGAAAGAGUUAGAAAAACGGUUACAGGAUGUCAGCGGGCAGCUAAACAACAACAAGAAACCUGCAAAAAAAGAAAAGUCCAGCUCUGCUCCAUCCGGAGGCCCUUCCCGUCUCAGCAGCAGCAGCUCCUCAGAAUCCGGAAGCAGCAGCUCAAGCGGAUCCAGUUCGGACAGCAGCGAUUCGGAAUAAACUACAGACACUUAAAAAAAAAAAAAGAAAAAAAAAAAAGGACAACAUACACACCAAUACUCUGCAGUGUUCCCUUCUAUGGUUAAUAUACUACUCUUGUUCCACGGUGGUCAGGUUUUUUCUCUCUCUCUUAUUUUUUCAAUUUUUUUAAAAAAUUCAGUGUUAUACAAUAUCUUCCAAUUUUUUUCUUUGCUUUUAAUAGGUCAAAGAUCUUUUUUGUGUGUGCGUGUGACUAGACUUUAUGAUAAGUAGUUCACUUUGCGUAAAGUCUCUAAAUUUUUUUAACUGAAGAUGGUUGCUUGGAUGUGACAAGAGCUUUGAACUCUUAACAAGAGAUCCAUAGAAAAAUCUGCAAGGUGUAGUAUACAGUUUUUUGGGUUUUUUUUUUUCUUCAAAGUUCCCUUUUAAUACACCCAACCUGGCUCACUACGACGCAAGGAAAAAAAAUUUUUUAAAAAGAAAUCUCUGUAAAAUGGUACUGUAUCUGAAAGAUGUUAGCUUUUGAACUAGUUGGUGUAUUUGUUAUUAGCACUAGUAUUCUUAAUCUCCAAGUCUACAGUGUGAUGAAAAUGUCAGAUGCUAUCAUCUUUUUACAUAAAAAGACAAAAACAAAAACUCAUGUACUGUGGAUUGUUAAAAUGUAUCCUUUUUGGGGGGAGGGGGGAUAGAGGAGUAGGCUCCAAUUCAGGAAGGUACUUAAGCAUGUGCUUGACUUUAAGCAUGUGAGCAGUGGAGCUGGUCAGGCCCCCCUGCCCUGCCGUGAAAAUUUUGACUUUUUGUUGAAAAAAUAAAACACGUUCAGGCUUUCAACAAAAAUCAACAAUUUUUUGAGGAAAAUCGACACUUCGUGUCAAUGAAAACCUCCAAUUCCCCAUCAAAAAAUUUUCAACCACCCUCAUGAGCCAGACCCCCGGACAUCAAGGAGACAACCCACAUGCUCAAAAUCAGAUAUGUGCUCCAAGUACCUUCCCAGAUCAGAGGCUUUAGACGGGUCGGGGAUAAAGUGGGUGCUGUAGCUUCGGCCCAGGCCACGUCACCAAUGGAAUGGGGCAGGGAGGUGGAAUGUUUUUUAUCCUAUCUUUAUAUCAGCAAGGAGCUCCCAGGAGGGAACGCUACAUCUGUGUCUCGCAGGGUGCAGGUUUCCAAACACUGAAACUUUUACCUCAAGAAAAAAAAGAAGUGGGGGAGGGGCGGGGGGGGGGGCGGAAAACCAGAAAAAAAAAAAGACUUUUUUUCCCCCCGUAAGGCUCCGCAAUUUUCUAUGAGAGUCCAGCCUAACGUUUAAACCUGCACUGCUGCAACACGUACACCAUUGCCACUGUCCCUAAUUUCAUGUAUAUAUAAAUACUUUAUUUAUUAACACCAUUGGUCAUUUGAAACAUUAAGAAACCUGCAUUGUGAAGAACAGCAGAAAUGCAGAGGGGUUUUUUAAAUGGUUCGAACCAGCCUAAAAAAAUAAAUAAAUCUGAGACCUUA